This is a messenger RNA of Apaloderma vittatum (bar-tailed trogon), 470 nucleotides long. It is a transcript of the gene HSPE1, whose product is annotated as heat shock 10kDa protein 1. The record is from RefSeq and is a predicted model, not a curated record. The transcript has 3 exons. The annotation marks the transcript as partial. Gene Ontology annotation, cellular component: mitochondrial matrix. Gene Ontology annotation, molecular function: metal ion binding; protein folding chaperone; ATP binding. Lineage: Eukaryota; Metazoa; Chordata; Aves; Trogoniformes; Trogonidae.
GCGGGAAAAGCAUUUAGGAAAUUUCUUCCCCUCUUUGAUCGUGUUCUGGUUGAACGAUGUUCGGCUGAGACGGUAACCAAAGGAGGCAUCAUGAUUCCAGAAAAAGCUCAAGGGAAGGUGCUACAAGCAACAGUAGUAGCAGUUGGAUCAGGAGCCAGGGGCAAGAAUGGUGAGAUUCAGCCAGUGAGUGUAAAAGUUGGCGAGAAGGUUUUGCUACCAGAAUAUGGUGGUACUAAGAUUGUGCUAGAAGAGAAGGACUACUACUUGUUUAGAGAUGGUGACAUUCUUGGGAAAUACGUGGACUAAACCUGUUGCAGUAUCAGUCAUCCAUUCCACUUAAACGCUGAAAUUUUUCUUUCAUCAUGUAAAUAAUGUCCUUUGUUUUAUAAUAAGCAGGCAUUGAGUCUCUGAAAUAACUUGUGAUCCCACUGUAAUGAUGGAACACAAAUAAAAACAUGUACAGUCAGAAA